GUGAGAAAACAGUUUUGCUUCAUGUGAAAUCGGCAGUCAAACUUUUUUGACCUUGACAUUCAAGGGUCGUAACUCACAAGCGAACGUAUGCUUGGAAUAUUAAAAUUAAAUCCUUUAAAAUGCCGAAAGUUGAGUAUAGCAGGUUACAAGAUUCUGAUGUAGAAUUAUCUUCCAAAUAUCAGAAAACGUUUAUUGCUCGAUAUUACGGCCGAGCUAUCGUCGAACGAUGGCACACUCAGCCUAUGCUUCCAUGGAUCAUAGCAGAAAUACAAAGACUUGGAUCUCCAAAAUCGGAAACAGUCUUUUUGUCAAUCACAGAAUGCUCUAUCAAAGCGGUACACGUUAAAUAUGGACGCUUAGUAUUUGAACACAAAUUUGGUUCGAUUACAAAAUUUAAUCAAUUGGCUGAGUCCCCAAGAUGUUUUGCUUAUUUGACCCGAGAAAGUUCCGAUGUUUCGUUAUGCCAUGCGUUUCAAGCUAGUGAUGAACUUGCUGUCUUUCAACUGUUUAGUGUGCUAAAGGAUUCCAUCCAAGAAUCCUAUUUAGGAAUUAAGACAAAAGAAGACUCACCAUUUGAUGCCAUCCAAUGUAAACAAUGUCAACAGUAUGAAGUGUUAUAUGUUGGUAAAAUUAAGGUAACACAGAAAAGAGGGCCUCAAAGAUUUGUAGAUGAUUCAGUGAAAAAGAUCAUUGCUUCUAAAGAAAGUCCAGACUCCGAAAUUAGGGACCUCACUAAAGAUAUCGAGUCGAGAAAUUUCAAAAACAUUCUAUCCGAGCAAGAUAAGAAUGUGGCAGACUGGUCUUCGAAUAAAGCAAACAGUAUCCCACAUCCAUUGCUUUCUGUUAAAGAUACUGAACCAGACAAAAAUCAGAAAAGCAACCCUCGUCAUAGGGUGUCCAGCGAUGGAGGCCAUGGCGCUCAAGAAAAAAGUCCAUUUUGCUUAUCCCCUCCCGUUACGGCUUCGCUCAUCACCCAUUCCCAGAGUUUGGACACAUCGAGCCGUGAAGCCCUCGUUCACGACAUCCAGACUCUCUUCUUCAACACCGAGCAGUUUUCUUCAGUGAUUGAGGACGGCAGUCUGCACAGACAGACAUCGUUGCCACCAAUGAAUGCCAAGACGUUUCUAGAAUGCUCGCUAGGUUUCCCACUCACCCAAGAGGACUCUUCUCAUUCGCUGACCGAUGAUCACCAGCAUGACAAUAGAACGAUGUUGUUUCUCGUGAGUCCGUCGGAUGUUCGACUGAUCAGCACGGAUAAGAAAGAGUUGCUGUUCCUCAAAGAAUUUCACAGUAUAUCUCACUGUUCUCAGGGUGAAGAGUUUCCAGAACACUUUGGAAUUAUAUGUCGAGAGACUACAAUGACUGGAAUGGAUACUUUUGUUGGUUAUAUUUUCCAGUGCCAAUCAGCAAAAAUAGUGUGUGAAAUUAUGAAAACUUUGAAGCAAUCAUUUCAAUGUGCUGUAACUGCCUCACAAGAGAAAAGAACAACAUCCAAAGUAUUUAAAUUUUGUGAUACCUGUCCAAUGCACUGGUUUCAUCGCCUUUGUUCAGAUACAGAAGGUGAAAGUGCUGAACAAGUGCAGUCCAUGCUCAUGAUGCAUAUAGCAGCACUACCUGAAAAGGAACAAAAAGAGCUUAUGUCCAAGUACCAAGACAUAGUUGUUCGGAGCUCAGCAGAACAAAAUAUUGUGUUUAUGACUCUUUUACGAGCAUUGUGUGAGCAAAAACAAAUGAAGCACACUCAUUCAGUGUCUAAGGAUAAAAAAGAUAAAAGAGCUAUGUCGCCUCUUACAAGCAUUACAUCGAUGGCAAAGAAGACCUUCCCAUCAACAUUUGAUUCAGUUUUCAAGAUUUUUAAGGGUUGGAUCCAAAAAGAGUACUCAUCCAUUAAAAGAAAUAAAGGAACAACAUAACGCAGGUCACAAAGGGUCAUGGCGGAAACUGCUGUUUAAAAGAGUACAGAGUUCUUAUUCCAAAGAUACUAUAUUUGGAGAAGUAGUCCAAGAGAGAAGAAUAGAACCUCCAAAACACUCGUCUUCCCAUUUAAAGGCUUUGUGGAAAAAAGCUA
Molecule: messenger RNA, 2068 nt
Organism: Uloborus diversus
Lineage: Eukaryota; Metazoa; Arthropoda; Arachnida; Araneae; Uloboridae
Product: TBC1 domain family member 4-like
Exons: 11
Coding region: 120-1913 (597 amino acids)
Source: RefSeq, a predicted model, not a curated record